This is a messenger RNA of Coprinopsis cinerea okayama7#130, 2808 nucleotides long. Its product is annotated as other/FunK1 protein kinase. The transcript has 6 exons. NCBI's taxonomy places the organism in Eukaryota, Fungi, Basidiomycota, Agaricomycetes, Agaricales, Psathyrellaceae. The record is from RefSeq and is a predicted model, not a curated record. The coding region runs from base 1 to 2808 and encodes 935 amino acids.
AUGAAAGCCUCCACGUGUCCGAUUACGCCUCCUCGCAAUCCGGCGGGAGAGCCUGUCCGCGGACAGUUCACCGCUCCUGCACUUGGUACUUCACCACGCUCAGCCCCAAACCGACCCGACGUAGACAGUACCACCACAAACAUGCGUAUGGACAUCGGUCGCAUCAUGAACUUCGAAAUGUACAUCUGCACGUACAAUCAGUUCAAAGGAAGCUAUCUACCGAAGUGUGAUGAGGAGACGUUGGAAUUUGUUUUGGAGUGUCUGAAGGCACUGGGAGAGUCACCUUUCAGCCAAAUUCUCGUCCCUCGCGAAGAAGAUGAAAGAGUUGAUGCCAGAUCUGCCGGGGAGAAUGAUAAAACGGUAUCACUUGAUGAUAAGGAGACAGAAGAGGUUAGUGAGCGCAACGAAGCGGAGCCUGCUGUUCUGCUGGCAGAAGGCAAUGAAGGCGACAUAGGAGAUUGUGAGAGCGAGGAUGUUGAGCAGGGGUAUAUUUCCGACGAAGAAGGCGAGGGUGACCAAGGUGAUGAGAGGAAAGGUAACUCGAAGCCGGAGAUCUACUCUCACGUCUUCCGGGACUUCAAGAACAAGCCGUCCUUGUUGAAGAAGGGAGCAAACGCCAAUCAGAACUCGAAGACCAGUUCGUCUGACAAGACAAAGAAUCCCAACAUUCACGAGGAUAAGGUCUUCAACCCAUUCGGCGAGAUUGGACUCAGGAUCCUAGCAGCCUUGGACAAGAAAGGUGUCAAGAGAAAUGGGUAUCACCUUCGCAUGUGUCCACAUACAACAAUCUAUUCCAACGUCCCCGGAUGCAAUCAAGAAAUUGACGCUUGCUUGACGAAGAACAAAUCGAAAUCCCUUGAUAUUGCCGACAUUCUUGUUCCUUGGGAACUCAAGUUGUCCUACACCAUUGCUCAGGUCUUUCAGAAUCGGCGACAGCUUGCGUCUCAAGUUAAUCACACGAUGAACGAUGAUCCUCGACGGAAAUUCAUGUUCGGAAUUACCAUUGAAGAUGACCGCGUAUCCCUCUGGUUUUUCUCUCGGUCACAUUCCGUGAAAGCGAAAUCGUUUAGUAUGGUUGAACGACCUGAUCUUCUAGUAGAGGUUCUUGUCUCGCUCUUGUGCGCAACAGACGAACAGCUUGGAUUGGACCCUCUUGUUCAUUUGACCGAGGACCGACGAUACGUCUACGAAUUUCCUCCGACCAGUACGCGGCCCAGUCCCAUUUACUAUCGCAUUACGGAAACAGUCUCUGAAUUCCGAUGGCUGAGACUCAUCUGCCGUGCCACACGCAUCUGGAAGGUGAUCCAGGUGGAGACGCCGGCCCAUACCGAGGGCAUUGAAGGGGCAAAGGAAAGAAUCCUCAAGGACGUUUGCUCUGUGGCUGAAUUCCUCACGGAAUCCGAGAUUCAGCACCAACUGUUUGGAGACAUCGAAGCGUUUGCAAAGGACAAGGAGUGGCGUCAGAGGGAAAUACUUCAGGAGUUCGUCGAGGAAGAUAUGGCCACCCUUGGUCAGGCAUUGGAAGGCGAUUUUAGGAGGUUCUUCUCCUGUAUCAUCGAUGAACACAUCGGAGAGGUUACCCCGCCACUUUGUGCUGGCGCAUGGGUUGCCACAACCCCAGUGUUUAUCGAGCCCCAGACCAAAUCCCAAGAGCACAGCAAGAAUCGGGCGGCCCCAGGUCAUCGGGCAGACCCUAGACCCGAGGUCCUGCAGGACGAGCAUGUUAUUGUUGAGGAAAUAGACCCUUCCCGGGCAUUUGUGCCCAGACGCCAGUGUCGCUACAUUUAUGAGGAGGUUUGUACACCGUUAAACGAUAUCCCAACCCUGGGGGAAGCCGUCGACAUCAUCCAACAAUGCCUUAUCGCUCUUCGCCUCAUGUUCUGUGCAGGAUGGGUCCAUCGAGACAUAAGCUACGGAAAUAUUUUGGCGUAUCGCCCCUCGCCGGAGACACAGUGGCACGUCAAGCUAUCCGACCUUGAGUACGCGAAGCGAUUUCCUUCCGAUGCUGUCGCUAGCACCAUCCCCAAGACGGUUUGUCUCACAUUCAAUCUACUGGUGACCAACCCCGGGCCGUCUUCUGACAACCUUGCACAGGGCACACCGUACUUCAUGGCAUGCGAAAUCUUGACUGGGAAGUUGAUCACCAGCGCCGCCGCAAGGGAGCCAACUUUAAAGCGGGGCGGUAUCAGACGCAACAAAGUUGUGAAUAUCAGCAUUGUCUUCCACACCUACCAGCACGAUCUGGAAUCCAUCUGGUGGAUUUUAUUUUGGAAGAUAACGAUGCGAAUCAAGCAAGUUCUUCCAAGGGCUGUCCCAGAGCAGUACUUCAAGAACGUUAUCAGUCGCGCCCAUGCAUCAUACCGUAACGACCUUUUCGUUUCUCGCCAGGAACUUGCAGAGGACAAUGACCUUUGCAAAUCGCUUCCACCGACAUUAAAGGACUCUGACUUUCUCUAUUCCCUGGACGCCCUUAGAAACGAGUUCGAAGUGGAGUAUUCCAAUCGCAACAUAGCCGGCAAACAGCGCGAGGUCGGCACAUAUUCCGUCAUUAUCAGCAAGGCGUUUUGGAAGUUCUUUGAAGGCAUCAAGGAUACCAGGGGUGAAUGGGGGAGCCUCCCAUUGAUAGUUGACGCGGACCUACGUCGAGCUAAAAUGCUUCUACAGAAGGCACCCACAGCGACGAAACGUCAAUUCAGCGAGCUUCACCCAGGUCUUAAGGGUAAUAUGCCUGCUAAAUCCAGCGCAGAACCUGUAAAAGGCGUGAUGACAGCGACACACGGUUCGGGUUCAAAGCGGAAGUGUCUCUGA